This is a messenger RNA of Sphenostylis stenocarpa, 522 nucleotides long. The record is from the annotation of a GenBank genome assembly. Lineage: Eukaryota; Viridiplantae; Streptophyta; Magnoliopsida; Fabales; Fabaceae.
AUGGCCACACUCUUCGACUCCAUCGCCGUCGUUCGCCUCCCUUCUUCCGCUUUCUCCCCCGUCGCCGCCCGCCGCGCCUCCGUCAAGCUUCCGCUCUGCGUCGGCCUCAGACUUCGACCCGCCGCACGCUUCGUCGCAGCCUCCGCUCCCAGAAUCGCCCCACGCGCCGCGCGCCUUGUGUGCGAGGCUCAGGAUACCGCCCUCGAUGUGGCUCCUAUUACUGAUGCAAAUUGGCAAUCCCUUGUCCUUGAAUCUGAUUCUGCUGUUCUGGUUGAAUUUUGGGCUCCAUGGUGUGGCCCCUGCCGAAUGAUUCACCCUAUAAUUGAUGAGCUUGCAAAGCAAUAUGCUGGGAAGCUCAAAUGCUACAAACUCAACACUGAUGAGAGCCCUUCAACUGCAACUCGGUAUGGAAUUCGAAGCAUCCCCACUGUUAUGAUCUUCAAGAAUGGUGAGAAGAAAGAUACAGUCAUUGGAGCUGUGCCCAAGUCAACAUUGACCACAAGCAUAGAAAAAUUCGUUUGA